AUAUAUAAUUUUUAGGAAUGCAGGGUUUGUCAACAAGAGUCUGACAAAAUGAACCAUACCGACGGAAAAUCAAUUAUAAAUCAAAUAAAGGUGGCGCGCACAUCGAUAACACUCUACACUUUCACUGUUCUACGCGCGCUUGUUACACACACUCCAUCGCUUCCCCUUUCCUCCCACACAAACAAGCUUUCAAGAAUUCUACAUUUUGAGCGCAAUGACCACGCCGACACCGGAAGCAGUCGCAACCUUCAUGCGAAUCACCGGAGCCACGGAGUUUGUCGCCGUUCAGAAAUUAGAGGAAUAUGGAGGCAAUCUAAACGAAGCUGUGAAUGCGCACUUUAUCGAAGGAAACAGGCUCAUCCAGGAGCAAAAUCCUGUUGCUACUACUGCAACCCCGCAUUACUAUUACUCUGAAGCAAAUAAUCAAAACAACCAAAACCGUGCCGGGUCACGUGGAAUUUUGCCUCUGUUGAAUGCUGCUAGAAGAUUUAGACCUUCACUACUGCUUGACUCAAACUAUAGGAGAGAACUUAGAGAUCUAUGUAAUGGGUUGGGUACUACUACGAUUUCGAGUAGUGCAUCGCCUCGUGGUUCCCCUCAAGGAGAGGUGCUGGGAGUUCCCACAGGGAUCAAUAGUCCACAUGUGUCACCUUAUCAACCAGGAUUGAGCCAUGAAGAUGCUUACAGGAAUGGAAAUUUAUCGUCUCAUAGUCAGGGAUAUUAUGGACCAGAUGAUUAUCAGAAUACUUCAAAUGUUCGUGAUCAAGAUGCAGAGGAAGCAAUGAUUCAAGCUGCAAUAGAAGCCUCGAAGAAAGAGAGUAGAGAGCGCUCUUCAUCGAAUGCUUCUAACGAUUUGUCCGACAAUGGGCUUCCUCAAAGUAAUUUUCAUCUCGAAGAUGAUGAUUUGGCUAAUGUUAUAUCAUUGUCCUUACAGACUGCAGAGCAAGAGGAAGCAAUACGUGAGCUUCGUGUGAAACAACUUCGUGAUUUAUUAGCCGAGGGAGACAAGACCAACACCAGCAGAAUCAGACCAGAGUGGGGUGGUAUUUCUUCCGACGAGCUCAAUGAAGCAUUGCUGAUUGAAACUGCAUUUUUUAGUGAAAUUCCCAAUCACAAUUCUCACAAAUUUUCAUCUUUGCCUGACCUGCAACAUAGUUCAGAAAAACAAGCAGAUCCCAAGAGGCAGUGUUCAUCCAGUUCAGCAUCUCAAUUAUUGUCCGAGACUCAAUUGCUAAGAAAACAACAGGAUGCUGACUAUUUAGUGUCACUACUAGUUGAUAGACAGAAAGAAUUGAAUUCUCUCAAAAAAGCUGAAACCUAUUCUUCAAAGGAAGAAGAAUCACACAAAAAGAUGCUUGAAAGAACGGAAUUGGAGAAAAUACUUGAUACAAAAAAUAUUAUGCUUGCAAAUGAACCGCCAUUAGGUGAUGGAAAAGCAAUUACUAUAGUUGUGCGAAUGCCGGACGGUGGUCGUUGUGAACGACGCUUCUUCAAAACUGACAAGCUUCAGCUUCUUUUUGAUUUCAUAGACAUUUAUGGAGCAGUGAAGCCCGGCACGUAUAGAGUUGUGAGUGUUUCUUGUCCUAUCCAAUUGAUUUAUGGAUUAAACAUUUAUGUUAUUUUACGACGACAUGGCAUUGCAAAAGGUGUUGUUCAGCAGUGGCAUAAUCUGUUGUCAAGUGUUUGUUUUCAACACAAUUGUAUAUGAUUUUGGUAUCUUCUUGGAGACUAUUAUCUUGGUCAUUGAUUAUAUUUGACUGAGAUGCAUAAUUGAUCAACUAUCACUGCUUGUCUAUUUCAACAGGUAAAAUCGUAUCCGCGGCGUGCAUAUAGUAUUAAUGAUAGUUCAGCUACUUUGAAUGAAGUAGGCCUUAACAACAAGAAUGAGGCUUUGUUUCUGGAGUUGAUUUAGUGUUCCUAUUUUCUAUUUCGUAUCCUAUGUUCCUUAAUUAGAACCCAGAAAAUUAUCAGGGUGUGCACCUUUUUUGAGGGACAAACAUUAUCUUUGAAACAGAUGAUAUUUGUUGAACACAACAGGGCUGUUGUUGUCCUUGUCUGUACAGUUCUCGCUACUUGUCAAUUAUUAUAUUUGAGUUCGAAAGAA
Molecule: messenger RNA, 2104 nt
Organism: Lathyrus oleraceus (garden pea)
Lineage: Eukaryota; Viridiplantae; Streptophyta; Magnoliopsida; Fabales; Fabaceae
Product: plant UBX domain-containing protein 9
Exons: 9
Coding region: 215-1708 (497 amino acids)
Molecular function (GO): ubiquitin binding
Source: RefSeq, a predicted model, not a curated record